AUGUCCCCACGGGCGCCUCACUUCGCCGCCGACCGCGUGGGCCCGCCAGGCCCAGCGCCGGCCCUCCCCGCCGCCAACCGGGUCAAGCCCCCGCGCGCCUCCUCGCCUCUCCUCCUCCCCCGUGCCGCCGCCCGCCGACACCGUGCCCCGCCGCCCACCGACGCCGGCGACCCCGCUGCCUCGCUCUUUGCCGGUCGCCGCCGCCCGUCCCCUCCCCCUCGCCGCUCGUCGCCGCGGUGGACGCAUCUCCUUCCCGGCAUCGUCCCGAGCUCCGGCCAGCCGCCCCUCUCCCUCUGGCAAGAGCCGACGCAAUGCUCCCGAACCGGCACAACGGAGAAUAAAAACGCCGCCGCACCUCAUCCCAAACUUUCCCGAUCCCACCGCUGGUCGGCCCUGCCUAGCGCACCGCCCCGCCCUGCCCAGCGCGCCGCCCGCCCGCCUGCCCCGACGCGCCGCCGCCCGUGUACCUUCCCCAGCGCGCCGCCGCCCCGCCUUCCCCAGCGCGCUGCCGCCCCGCCUUCCACAAGUGCCGUUGACCUACCUUCCUCAGCCUGCUUCCUCCCGGCCUUGCCCGGCUCCCGGCGAUGCGCCCAACGCUUCCUCCCAGCUCCGCCCUGCAUCGGCGAGGUGCGCCGCCGUGUACGCAUCCUCCAGCUCCACCCCAUCGCCGCAGUCCAACGUCUUCAGUUGCUGUCGUUGGCCAGCGCCGCGCGAUGUAAGGUUGAUCCCAACCUGUUGCAGAUGCCCGUCGCAGCCAUGUCCUAUGACGCUGCCGACGGCCACCUCCCGCGACGAGCUGGCUCCGAUCCCACGGCUAUGGCGGCCUCCUCUGCAGACGAGUUGGCUCCGGUCGUGCUCGAGGCCGUCGUCUCUUAUGGCUGGGGAAGCAAACAGAGGCUUGAACGCAGUCGCGUCUACCUCCCAGGUUGCCUGCUCCGCAAGCGUCUCGAACUGCAUGAGUUCGCCAUAUUCUGCUCCCUCGGCGUAUUGCUGCUGGAGCUGGUGUCCGUGCAACAGCCUGCGUAAGGGACUCCUUCCUCGUUGACACGGGCGAAGGCGCUGCAGUGCAUGACCAAGGACCGCGCGGCGCGGCCUAACAUGUCCUCGGUCGCCGUCAAGGUCUAAAAGCUCUUCCUGGAGGUGCAGGACUGUGCCAACAAAGUUCCACAUCCCCGCUGACAUGUCCAUCUCCAUGGCACAGAUGAAUUCAAUUUAAUUGCUUGCUGGAGAAUGUGUCGUUGCUCGUCGUAGGAUUCGAAAGUGAAAUGGAAUUGUUGGUAGAUAAGUUGAUUACCUCUGCCUUGGCCAUCACAUGUUUGUGAUGCUAAACAACAGGUGAGUGCUGCUCAACACAUGUAGGAUGUAACGCCUACCACUACCAGGAAGCUUCGGCGCCCUGCUGCUAGCACAUGAGGCGCUCGUGAGCAAAUCCUGGUGCUCUGACUACAAAAUUGAUUGUUUUUGUCUGAGAGGUUGCUCUAGAACUGGAGUAGUAUACUUUAAAAUUCAUACAACUGAAUGCUACUUCAAAUUUCAGCUAACUGAAAGCUCGGGGGGACUGGAAGCUGAAGGCUAGAAGUUCGAAGAAGACUUUCAUAAAAGUUCAAAAUCAAGAAAGAGCAUUACAAAAGUAAUUAUUAAAUAAAAAUUAGUGUGUUGGCGCGUGCGUGCUGGGUUUGGUGUCUCUCUCUCUCUCUCGUGUGUGUGCGUCCACGCGCGUGUGUGUGAGACAAAAAAAUAUAUGUGUUGGUUGGUUUCCCCAACUAGUUGCUCUCUGACA
Triticum aestivum (bread wheat) is the source of this 1780-nucleotide messenger RNA. Its product is annotated as vegetative cell wall protein gp1. The record is from RefSeq and is a predicted model, not a curated record. Bases 1 to 1026 code for a protein of 341 amino acids. The transcript has 3 exons. NCBI's taxonomy places the organism in Eukaryota, Viridiplantae, Streptophyta, Magnoliopsida, Poales, Poaceae.